This is a messenger RNA of Strongylocentrotus purpuratus (purple sea urchin), 3583 nucleotides long. Its product is annotated as arylsulfatase J. The record is from RefSeq and is a predicted model, not a curated record. The coding region runs from base 1 to 1407 and encodes 468 amino acids. NCBI's taxonomy places the organism in Eukaryota, Metazoa, Echinodermata, Echinoidea, Camarodonta, Strongylocentrotidae. The transcript is spliced from 7 exons.
AUGUCGAUUUCAGUAGGUGAUAAAGUCCCGUUUAUAGCCUUGAUUGAGUCUCUAAACAGCUGGGAUCGUACCAAAACUGCUAUGCAAAACGUUGCAGGCAAGAUCCACACGGGUCUCCAACACGGCGUGAUCAGACCUCCCCAGCCGAACUGCCUCCCGUUGGAUGAAGUCACGCUCCCGCAGAAACUCAAGGAGAAUGGCUACGCCACUAACAUGGUCGGUAAAUGGCAUAUUGGCUUUUACUUGGAUGCUUGCUUGCCAACUGAGAGGGGCUUCGAUUCUUACUUUGGAUACCUGAUAGGAGCUGAAGACUAUUACACGCACAUGCGCUCCUACAAUGUCGGUUCCAAGACCCUAUCAGGACACGACCUACACGCCAACAAGACACCGGUCUUUCAGUACGAAGGACAGUAUUCCACCCAUCUCUUCACGAAUAAAACAAUUGAUGUCAUAGAGAGGCAUGACAAGACAAAGCCACUCUUCAUAUACCUUGCAUAUCAAGCUGUACACUUUCCUUUGGAAGUACCUGACAGCUACAUGGACCCAUACAUGAACAUCACAGACAAAAACAGACGUACCUAUGCCGGAAUGGUAUCUUGCAUGGAUGAAGGUGUAGGAAACGUCACAAGAGCUCUAAAGGAAGCUGGUCUUUACGAUAAUACCAUCAUCAUAUUCUCAACAGAUAACGGGGGUCCAAUCCAAAGCGGUGCCAACAAUUGGCCACUUCGGGGAAGCAAAGGAUCCCUCUGGGAGGGAGGGAUCCAUGGAGUGGGGUUCGUACACAGCCCUCUUCUACCAACGUCAGUCAAAGGAACGGUCAAUCAUGAAUUGAUUCAUGUGAGCGACUGGCUACCGACUAUUGUAGCAGGCAUUGCAGGUGGAGCGUUGAAUGGAACUAAACCCUUAGACGGCUACAAUGUCUGGAGCUCUAUCAGUGGUACAGCCUCGUCCCCUCGAAAGGAAAUCUUGCACAAUAUCGACUCGCUUUACAUCGCUCCCGAGAUUCUACCGAGUUACUUUGAUGGCGAGGAUUUUCUGUGGCGAUUUUUGGCGCGAGUUUUGGAAGACAAAUUCGAUACGUCAAUAAGAGCUGCGCUACGCGUCGGAGACUGGAAAAUAAAGACAGGGCCAGACGCAUCGGCAUCCGAUGUGUGGCAGCCGCCAGCCGAGUCCGGACUCCAUACGAUAUAUCCGAUAGAGAAACCGAACCAAAAGGUAUGGCUCUUCAACAUAACCGCCGAUCCUCUGGAGCGAACCGAUCUUUCAGGAAAGUAUCCGGAUGUUGUCGAUGAGUUUCUUCAGAGAUUAGAGGAGUAUUACAAAGGUUCGGUUCCCGUGCGGUAUCCAGAUCCGGAUUUGGAAGCGGAUCCAGCCUUGCAUGGCGGUUCAUGGGGUCCAUGGGAGUAAAUCCAUAGCAGGUUUAAGGUGAAACUGCUUCAAACGAUAAAAAUAGCAGUGGUUCUACUAGGACCCGACCCCCCCCCCCCCUGACCCAUAUAUGACAUGAAAAUGGUUGGAUAGAGAAGAGGAAUGAACAGAAAAGGAAAAAUAAAAUGGAAAAAAUAAACUGGAAGAAGAAAAGAUGAAGCAUUGGCUGAGCUAAUUGAUUUGUCAGAUAAUUUCGUAGCAAAACAGCUCAUCAAAAUCCAGGUGAAAUUUGUGUUUGUUUGUCGUAGAACUUUCGGACUUUCCCUCCAUCCUGUGGCAGAAAAUCCUUGAUCCACCAAUUCACGUUGCAGUAACCCAACGGCUAACAAGACCGACAACAAGUAAUUUUACGACAAGUAUUAACCCUGAUUUAAAAAAAAAAAGAAGUUGUUGUUAUUUACAACGACAAAUGAAUACAAUUGAUCUAGACAUCACAGAAGAAUCUGUUAAAAAGCAGAGGUAAAAUAAAAAUGUUAUUUAUAUUUACUAUUUCAUUAAACUUUUGAUGUAAGGUUCAAUUGAUACAUAUUCUGAAUAAAUUCUAAACUCGGCUUCUAAACGAGCGUUUAAACUAGAAAUAAGAGGCAAAAGUAUUGCUAGCUUGUUCCCUGUUAAAAAAAUGAGUUCAUUAAUGUUCCACAAGACAAUUUAUAUCAUGAGAAACAUGUUCUUUCUUUCUUAUAACAUAACUAUUUUAAUUUACUACACUUCUAUUUUCUCUAUGGCUUAUAUAUAUAUACCAUACAACGACAGUAUAAUGCAAUGAUUGUGCACUCAUAUUGAUAUGGAAUUUACAAUACUCUUGUCUAUGGAAGAACGUGUGUUUCCUGAAAAAAAAUUCAAGAAAUCUGAAGCUGGUCAAAUUCACGAAAAAUGAGAUACAUUUAGGUCUUGCCUUAAAAAAUAGAAACAUUUUAAACUAUAAUUGCAGAAUUUAUUUGGAGAAAAAAAUGGUGCUCAUUAUAUAAAUGUCUUACGUACCGAAAAAAUAAUAACCUAUGGUUUCUACAGUUUGGUUUUAGACACGGUAAUACGACGAAUAUGGCUCCUCUUGAAUUUGCUAUUACGAUAUCAAUGUUUAUGAGACUAAAUAUUUUUUUUUGGUGAUAUUUUUUAAGUAUUCAAUUAUAUUAAUCACAACAAAAUCUAUCGACGAGAUUUAUCGUCACGAUAUCCAUGGAAUAACACUAAAACGGUUUUAAAAUGAUUUCAAUGACAGCAAACAUUUUGUAUUUGUAUACAAUAAUAAAUAAAAUAAAUGAAAUAUGUGUGAUAUAAAUAUAGGAGUUUCCCAAGGAUCGGUAGUGGGACCGCUGUAGUUCCUUGUUUUCAUUAAUGACUUGCAAUAUGUAAGCCACAUAAUUGUUUGUGUUAUAUUUACAGGUCGCAAAAUCUUGUCCAUCUUUGUAAAAGAUAUCACUUAAAUUAACCAUUCAUUAAAUGUUGAAUUAAAGUCUAUUUUUAAAUCGUCUACCAAAAACAUAUGGUACAAAAUCAAAGAAGAAACGUGUUUUGUAGAUUUCAAUAAAAAAUAAAAGGAUAAAUGAAAAGGGGAUGAAAAGAUACGUGGAAAACAAUGACAUUCAGCCAUUAAAAUAAAUUGUUGAUGCCUUUAUUCACGAAACUUUACCUAGAGAGCACACAAAUAUAUUGUUGGUUUGAGAUGUCUACAACAAUAAUUGGUGCAACAAGUCGUCUGAAAUGUACAUUACCGAAUCAAGUACUUUUAACUUUGUAUCGUACAACGAUUUUUUUUCAUACAUAAUGUUGUGUUCUACCUAUGGGCUCAAAGUGCCCGUUGCCUCCUAGACCGAGUUUUAGAAUGUUAAAAAGGUGACAUUCGUAUUAUUAGCAAUUCAGCACCUCUUUCCUGUGAUUCUGACCUUUUUAAAACGUGCAUUUCCAAUCGGAGCUGUUCUCUUAAUAUCAAAAAAAUGUAUCUAUAUGACAACUUAGACGUGCCCCAAAUAAUUAGAUUUUGGGGAUGUUGUUGCUUCUUAGUGCUUGUGUUUUAGUUGUUCUUUUCAUUGUAAUGUUACUUAAUUCGGCCUAAUUAAUCGUAUAUAUUUUCUUAUCCCAAUCUCGCUUGGGGAUUAUCCCGAAAAUGGCAUUAAAGGUAUUACAAAGUUUUGGUAAAUUUUGAAAAUUGGUUGGA